This is a messenger RNA of Pipistrellus kuhlii (Kuhl's pipistrelle), 2035 nucleotides long. It is a transcript of the gene EVI2B, whose product is annotated as ecotropic viral integration site 2B. NCBI's taxonomy places the organism in Eukaryota, Metazoa, Chordata, Mammalia, Chiroptera, Vespertilionidae. The coding region runs from base 331 to 1656 and encodes 441 amino acids. The transcript has 3 exons. Gene Ontology annotation, biological process: regulation of stem cell division; positive regulation of neutrophil differentiation. The record is from RefSeq and is a predicted model, not a curated record.
AAUGGGUUUUAAAAUAAGUUCUGUUAAAGUAGUAUAUUUCUUAGUCAUUUUGUGGCUUAUUGCACUUCCGGAACCAACUAUGAUAAACUUCCUUUUUUUCUACAGAAACCAUUUCAGUUUGCUAGAGGACCAUUUUUAAUCUAAAAGGAACCACCUCUUUUGCUUUCUUAGCCAAAUCACCAAAAUGUCCAGUUAGAACAAGAAUUCAGCAUCCUGCAAAAGAAGUUAUCAGCUGAGAUGGCAUUUUUUCAACACUAAAUGGAAACUUUGAAGAAUAACAUCUGUUGAUGAAGCCUUUUCUUGGCAGUGAUAAAAAGGAAACAUUCUGAAAUGGAUCCCAAAUACUUCAUCUUAAUUUUGUUUUGUGGAUACCUGAGCAAUGCAUUUUCCUCAGAGACAAAUGCAAAUGCAACAGAGUCGCAACCACAGCCUACUUUAUUUAGAUCAUCGAUGCCACAUGUCUUGGCUAAUUCUCAAAACACAACAGAGAACCCUUUGGGUCAAUCAACACAACGCAAAGACAUUUCUUCUGGACAAUCAACUGCCGAGGUUGCUGCUGGACAACCAGCAGCACAUACUUCUGCUGGACAACCACUUACCUAUAACAUCACCAGACAACCAACACCAACGGCCAACACCACCUCCCAACAAACAGCACAACCUGUGUUCACCCCCGGCAGACAGCUAGCAACACCCGCCCAUACUUCUAUCAGGCAACCGCCACCAUUGGUCUAUGGAUCCACUCAACGACCAACGUCUGUUCACACCUCUGCUAGAAAACCAGUACCACCGACUAUUCAAAAUGUAUCCAUACAACCAACACCAGCUGCCGAAACUUCACCUAGGAUUACACCAGGAUUCAUCCCAGAAGAUACUGGUGCCACACAAAUACCACAUAAAAGCAAUUCUAAUUCAAUAGCUGCCAUAAUAGUUGGUGUAAUUCUGAUUUCAAUGUUGGUAGCUAUUAUCAUGAUUGUACUAUGCAAAUGCUUGAGAAAACCAGUUUUAAAUGACCAAAACUGGGCAGGCAGAUCUCCAUUUGCUGAUGGUGAAACCCCUGAUAUAUGUUUGGAUAAUAUCAGAGAAAAUGAAGUAUCCACAAAACGUACAUCAAUUAUUUCACUUAUGGCCUGGAAGCCAGGCAAAAGCACACCUGUAACAGAUGACUUAGAAAUUAAGUUGUUUGAAUCAAGUGAAAACAUUGAUGAUUCCAACACCCUCAAAACAGAGAAAAUAAAAGAUCAAGGAAAUGGUACAUCUGAGGAAAGUGCUGGUGGAUCAACAAUUGGCACUGCCGUUUCUUCUUCAGAUGAUGCAGAUCUGCCGCCUCCUCCUCCCCUUCUUGAUUUGGAAGGACAGGAGAGUAACACAUCUGACAAACCCACAGUGACAACUGCAUCUCCUCUUCCAAAUGACUCCACCAAUCUCCCACCACCUCUGGACUGUCUCAGUCAAGUCUGUGAAGAUCAUAAUUCUGAGUACCAACAGUCACUUCCGCCUCCCCUUGACUCACCUAACUUGCCCCUGCCACCAGAUUUGAUGAAAACUCUGGAAGAUUCCAACAAUGAGAUUCAGUGUCAGGAGCUAUCUAUUCUUCCUAACUCUGAGCAAGAUCUCAAUGAAUCCCUGCCACCCCCACCUGCAGAACUGUUAUAAAUAUCACAGCCUAUUAGCUAAUUUUUCAUCCUUUUCAAAGGACUCUCUCUUUUGUUUUUCUUCAUGUGACGAAAGAUAUUAAACGGCAACUGAUAGCCAAUUUUGAUUUUUAUUCAGUAACUAGUACUUGAAAUAUGCUCAAAGCCCAUGUGCAUAGGUAAAACUUACUAUAUAUGUAUAAACAGUGAUCUAUUGACUGGCUAUAGCCUCUAACUUUAAUGUAUACUUUACAUAUGUGGAUGGGAUAUGUGUCAAUAACUUAACCCUACGUAUACUUGUUAUCACCUAAUAGUCCCCCCCCCCCCCCCCACCCCGUGAAAAGCUGUGUAUCAAGUUACCUUGAAUAAAUAAAAUUUUAUUUUUCCAUUUCAAAGUUUGA